Molecule: messenger RNA, 1303 nt
Organism: Solea senegalensis (Senegalese sole)
Lineage: Eukaryota; Metazoa; Chordata; Actinopteri; Pleuronectiformes; Soleidae
Gene: chmp4c
Product: charged multivesicular body protein 4C
Exons: 5
Coding region: 163-840 (225 amino acids)
Biological process (GO): late endosome to vacuole transport via multivesicular body sorting pathway; vesicle budding from membrane
Cellular component (GO): ESCRT III complex; cytoplasmic side of plasma membrane; multivesicular body
Source: RefSeq, a predicted model, not a curated record
UUCAAUGACUGGUUUGAAUUGAUGCCUCAAAGCAGUCCAGCAGGAAAUUCCGCUCUUUGCACACGCCCGCCUGUACAAACAGAGGCAGAGCGUCGACGAGGAAACUUGUGCUCAUUUACCUGCGCUACUUUAUUUCAGUUUUAAAUCCCAGAAGCAGCAAACAUGAGCAAAAUCUCGAAAUUGUUCAAGGGCAGCUCGAGUUCUUCGAGCUCCUCCAAGUCGAAGCACCAUCGGGGAGCACCGACAGCUCAGGAGGCCAUCCACAAACUGCGAGAGACGGAAGAAAUGCUGACGAAGAAGCAGGACUACCUGGAGAAGAGGAUAGAGCAGGAAUUAAUGGUAGCCAAGAAGCACGGCACAAAAAACAAGAGGGCUGCUCUGCAGGCACUGAAGAGGAAGAAGCGCUUGGAGCAGCAGCUCACCCAGAUCGAUGGCACACUCUCCACCAUUGAGUUUCAGAGGGAAGCUCUGGAGAACUCGCACACCAACACAGAGGUCCUGAAGAACAUGGGCGUUGCAGCCAAGGCUAUGAAGAGGAUCCAUGAGAGCACGGACCUUGGUAAGAUCGAUGAUCUGAUGCUGGAUAUCACAGAGCAGCAGGACCUGGCUCAGGAGAUCAGCGAUGCCAUUUCCCGACCUUCUGGCGAGAUGUUUGAUGAGGAUGAGCUUAUGGCUGAACUGGCUGAGCUGGAACAGGAGGCGCUUGAAGAGACAAUGAGUGAUUUACCCAGCGCUCCCACCAUCAAACUGCCUUCGACACGGCCCACUCAGCGCGCAACAACAAAGAAAAGGGUUGAAGAUGAUGACGACAUGCGCAUGCUGGCAUCGUGGGGAACAUAAAAAUAUGAAGCCACUUACUGAAAGUGACGCUGACGUUAUGUCAUUGUUUUGUUUUUUUUGUUUGUUUUUUUUUAUUCUUUCUGAAGGAUUUAUAUUAUCUUUUGAUAAAAAUUUUUAAGGGAAAAUGAAGAGCAUUAUAUUUUUGAAUAUAUUUUAACUGUAUAAUGCAUUUUACAGGUUAUAUUUAUCAAGAAAUUUAAAGUUUUACUUGUAGGAAUUGACAAACUGCAAUUACAAAUGCUUUUUCCUCAACUGCUUCUUUUUCUGUUCAUUUUUAAUUCUUAACUAAUAUGAAGAUCAAUGGAAACCUCAUGAUGGUACCAAGAGGACCGUUGUUUUCAACACAUGGAGCAAAAAUGCUUCAUUUAUUUUUCUGACCCAUGUAAAUAAGCUGACACGUUGCAUACAGUUUGUAAAUAUUCUGCCUCUCACUUUUCAACAAUAAACUAUCUCUUCUAUCUAA